GUUCGAAAGACGGAAAGAAAGGACGGAAACUGAAAUGUCUCAUUCGGCAAAAUGUGCACCGACCGCCUACGCCAAUGGCUUCCGACCCUCACAUGAUUACCAUACAAAUUCCGUUUCGCUAAAACAACGCUCCAAAUCCGCAAAUCCACCGCAUUUACGUCCAUUUAGUGGGCGUUUGUGUCCCCGUUAUGUGCCGCCCUUUUCCAUACAAUCGCAGCAAAAGAAUACCGUUGUCAUUAACGGACCAAUACACGAAACCUCAACAACGACGGCAAGUGCUCGAGGUCGUCCACCGAAUCCAAAAAGCUUAAAGAAACAACAAAAGUCUAUUUCCACAUUCAAUUUGGGUGCUGGUCUUGAUGGUGGCAUUACACUCGGUGGCAAUGAUUUGGGGCGUGGCACAUUGUUUCGCAUGUAUUUCGAUCGCGGAGACUUACCCAUCAAAAUGGAAUACCUUUGCGGUGGCGAUAAAAUUGGUUGGACUGUUGAUAUAGACAAAUUGGACUAUAGCCUCUAUUUGCCUUUGUUUUUCGAUGGCCUGGCCGAGACAAAGCAUCCCUAUAAAACUUAUGCCCGUCAAGGUGUCACCGAUUUAUUGCUAGCCGGAGGAGAUAAAAUACAUCCAGUAAUACCGCAAUUAAUAUUGCCUCUAAAGAACGCAUUGAGCACGCGAAAUUUGGAGGUAAUGUGUACGACCUUAAAAAUAAUACAACAGUUGGUCACUUCAUCCGAUAUGGUUGGUCCGGCCUUGGUGCCAUUCUAUAGGCAAUUGUUGCCCAUGUUCAAUGCGUUUAAAGUGAAAAACUUGAAUUGUGGCGAUGAUAUUGACUAUGCCCAGAAGAAUAAUCUUAAUCUUGGUGAUCUAAUUGAUGCUACUUUACAAGUUUUGGAACUUCAUGGAGGAGAAGAUGCCUUCAUUAAUAUUAAAUAUAUGGUACCGACAUAUGAAUCGUGCUAUUUAAAUUGAAAUACCGCCAAAAGAAAAUACUAAAUGCUCCUUUCUCCCCUUCUUAUUUUCUUUAUAUGCAAUAUUACAAGUGUUUAUUGAAUUUUACAUAGAUGCGAAUAUAAUAAGCCGAAAUUAAUAUUUGUUAACAGAAAUGAAAAUUUCG
Messenger RNA from Drosophila willistoni, 1112 nucleotides. Its product is annotated as parkin coregulated gene protein homolog. Gene Ontology annotation, molecular function: Hsp70 protein binding; Hsp90 protein binding. The transcript has 5 exons. The coding region runs from base 35 to 967 and encodes 310 amino acids. NCBI's taxonomy places the organism in Eukaryota, Metazoa, Arthropoda, Insecta, Diptera, Drosophilidae. The record is from RefSeq and is a predicted model, not a curated record.